Athene cunicularia (burrowing owl) is the source of this 2173-nucleotide messenger RNA. RefSeq names its product ribosomal oxygenase 2 (gene RIOX2). The record is from RefSeq and is a predicted model, not a curated record. Gene Ontology annotation, molecular function: histone H3K36 demethylase activity; histone H3K4 demethylase activity. Bases 460 to 1647 code for a protein of 395 amino acids. The transcript has 9 exons. Gene Ontology annotation, cellular component: nucleolus. Lineage: Eukaryota; Metazoa; Chordata; Aves; Strigiformes; Strigidae.
AGGCCGCGGCCCCGGGGCCGAGGGGCGUAGGCCGCUGCAGCACGCUUCUCUGCCAUUUUCCCUGCCGGGAAAAGUUUAAUAGCAGGCUAGUGAGGGGAGCAGGGGGGGCUGUGGGCUCAGAACCGCUGUGGCCGUAUUUCUCCCCCCUUGCUGCAGCAGGAGCCCAGCGCCCCUGUAGUUGCUGGGUCAGUUUAGAGGCCUGAGCUCACAAAGGAGCGCACCUGGUGUGCGAGUGGAAAAACUGGUGGGAAAUAACUGUUCUGUGUGAAGCAGGAACAGGUCUAUUCUGUUACUAUGUUUUUUUUUUCUUUUCUCCUGCAGAGAAGGACGUGAGGCUGUUGGUAGAUGAAAAAGUGGACGUGAGCCGGCAACGUGUGCUUGCAGCUCAGAAAGCCAGCCGUACUGAAACGAAGAAAUUCACUCAACAGUCAGAAUCCAAUAUCAGUGUUAAGCAGGAACAUGCCCAAGAAAGGAGGGAAGCAUGCUGAAAUGGGAAAAGAAAUGCAGGCACAGUGUAAACGGGCAAAGGUGGAAGCAGCUUCUUCUCCAUCGGUUAUGAGUUUUGAGAACCCAGACAGCCUCUUCGGAAGCUUGAUCUCUCCCAUAAAGCAAGAGACAUUUUUCAGGGAGUAUUGGGAGCAAAAGCCACUGCUUGUUCAGAGGAGUGAUCCACUGCUGGCUGCUUACUACCAGUCCCUGUUCCACUUGUCAGAUUUAAAGGAUCUGUGCAGCCAGGGUCUAUACUAUGGGCGAGAUAUAAAUAUCUGCAGAUGUGUGAAUGGAAAAAAGAAAGUUUUAAAUAAAGAAGGCAAAGUAAAUUACAUGCAGCUGAAGAAGGAUUUUGACCAGAAAAAGGCGACAAUACAGUUUCAUCAGCCUCAGAGAUUUAAGGAGGAGCUGUGGAAGAUUCAGGAGAAGCUGGAGUGUUACUUCGGGUCUCUGGUUGGAUCGAAUGUUUACAUUACUCCCCAGGGGUCACAGGGCCUUCCCCCCCACUACGAUGAUGUUGAGGUGUUUAUCCUUCAACUAGAAGGCGAGAAACAUUGGCGUCUCUAUAAACCAACGGUGCAUUUAGCUCGGGAAUAUAAUGUUGAACCAGAAGAUCGGAUUGGGAAUCCCACACAUGAAUUCAUAUUAAAGCCAGGUGACUUACUGUACUUCCCAAGAGGGACUAUUCACCAAGCUGACACUCCUCUUGGGAUCUCCUUUUCUACACACGUGACCAUCAGUACCUACCAAAACAACUCUUGGGGAGAUUUCUUACUGGAUGCAAUUCCUGGCCUUGUGUUUGAUACAGCAAAAGAAGAUGUGGCACUGCGGACAAGUAUACCAAGGCAACUGCUUAUGCAGGUAGAUAUAGCUGACUCGACCAAAAAACUAAGUCACCUUUUGAGAAGGCUCGCAGACCGCCUGGAAAACACGAGCAAACUGAGAUCAUCUGACAUGAAGAAAGAUUUCAUUAUGAACCGGUUGCCACCUUGCUUGGGAUGUGACGCUGAUCCUUUGACUCCAGGUGGGAAAUUGCCAAAAAUAGAUAGCAAAAUCAGACUGCAGUUUAGAGAUCAUGCUAUCAUUACAGUGGAACCAGAUCAAGAGAAUUCUGUAAGUAUAAUGAAGCCACCCUCUUACACUUGGGGCAGGGGGUGAGAGAUAUGGGAGUUGUUGCUGUGUUGUACUGGUCUGAAAGUUGUACUUGGUUGAAUCCCGCAUCCAUUAGGGUUUGUUAGGAGACCAUGGGGUUGUUGGUGAGAGUAAUGUGGCACAUCCUUGCCUUCUGGAGAAGAGCUACAGAACUAAAUUAGUCUGUGAGCCUGCAUGGUAGGUGCAUGGCUUUCAUCUGUGGUUAGGUAGGAUAGAUCAUUACAGGUGCUAAAUGGCCUCUGUAGCUCUUGGUAAUGGAUUUUACUUUUUACUCUUUGUAUUUAAGAGCAUGAAUAAGUUAUAAAAACAGGUUCCCUCGAGAGGGAAUUCUCUGCGUUGCAGCUGCUGCUGACUGGUUGUAUUUAGUGUUCACUUCUGAGUUAUCUUUGUACCUCUCAGCAGGUGCCAGCGGCACUAAAUGGUUGCAUAAAGUAGAUGCUGGCAUCUUGGAUUAUGCUGUGCUUAGACUACUUACCUAUGAAGGUUUAUUAGCAUGAAAUUGCAGAAGUGCUUUGUGUUGUCUUAAUUUAAA